Molecule: messenger RNA, 1093 nt
Organism: Zingiber officinale
Lineage: Eukaryota; Viridiplantae; Streptophyta; Magnoliopsida; Zingiberales; Zingiberaceae
Product: transcriptional regulatory protein GAT1-like
Exons: 3
Coding region: 128-859 (243 amino acids)
Biological process (GO): regulation of DNA-templated transcription
Molecular function (GO): sequence-specific DNA binding; zinc ion binding
Source: RefSeq, a predicted model, not a curated record
UUUCAUUGAACUUCAAUUCUUAGUACUCCUACACAUACACACAUAUAUAUAUAUAUUAUAGCCCCUCCAAGAACUUCCAAACCCUACACCUCUCCUCUCCUCUCUCUCUCUCUCUCUCUCUCUCUGCAUGUCUCCAUUUGAUCUAAACCAAGCUGCUACCGUCCCUGUAUCAGAUGGAGAAGACCAAGAUCAAAUUGCUGGACACCACCCUCCCCUCACACCACCAGUUGCCACCUCUUCUUGCUUCUGCCUCAACUUCUCAAGAAACCACCAUGAUCAUGGAGUAGUAGAGCAUGCCAGAGACCAUUGCCUCAAGAAUCAGAUUCUGCAACAAGAGCCCAGGGUUCACUCCAUUCUAAACACCACUGAUUUCUGCUAUAAAGCCAUCAGCAACAUCAGCAGAGAGAUCGAGCCAUCUCAGUGCAAACCAAUUAGAGGCAACAUGAAACAUUCGACUCGAGAUCAUAACAAAAGAAAUAUCAGCUUCGAGUCUUCAGGUGAUCCAAUCAGUAUCAGAGCCUGCUCCAAUUGCAACACCACAAAGACUCCUUUGUGGAGGAGUGGCCCUCACGGCCCCAAGUCUCUUUGCAAUGCUUGUGGAAUAAGACAGAGGAAGGUGAGGAGGGCCAUGGAAGCUGCUGCUGUUACUGCUGCUGCUGCAGUGUGUAGGGUGAGAAAGGAGGAGAAGUCAUGCAAAAGCAUGGAUCACAGCGCUGUGCCAUUCAAGAAAAGGUACAAGUUUACCAGCUCAACCGAACAGAAGCAGCUGUUUAUGGGUGAAGCAGUGAUGCCAUUGAAAGAUGAGAGAGAUGCUGCCAGAUUGCUAAUGGGGCUUUCAUGUGGCCUAAUCAGGGGCUGAGCAUAAGAAUUAGUUUGGAUCAUUUGAAUGUUGGGAUGUGGGAGAGGAUAAAUUUUUGUUUGAUUCUGGGAGGAAGAUCAGAGAUAAUUGAGAAGUGACAAGCUUGAGAUAGAUUCCUCCUCCACUUUAUUGUGCUUAUUAUCUUUGUGCUUAUUAAUUCCUGAAGAAUUACUUGAUUGUGCAUCCAUGCAAUGAAAUUGAGGGUGCCGAACUGCCAACUAAUACAUUAAUUAA